Molecule: messenger RNA, 4672 nt
Organism: Asterias rubens (European starfish)
Lineage: Eukaryota; Metazoa; Echinodermata; Asteroidea; Forcipulatida; Asteriidae
Product: ubiquitin carboxyl-terminal hydrolase 10-A-like
Exons: 14
Coding region: 83-3229 (1048 amino acids)
Biological process (GO): protein deubiquitination; DNA damage response, signal transduction by p53 class mediator; regulation of autophagy
Cellular component (GO): nucleus; cytosol
Molecular function (GO): cysteine-type endopeptidase activity; cysteine-type deubiquitinase activity
Source: RefSeq, a predicted model, not a curated record
UGGCGACCCAGGCUAGGCGAGAAACGUGAUUUAGCGACAUCGUUUUUCCUUGUAAAGAAUAGUACGAAGGCACGCAUUGAAGAUGGCUCUCUCUGGGAGUGGAAUAAGUUUUGGUGACUUUCAAGACAUUGAAGCUAAUGAAUAUGAGAAGCUCUUUGGUCAAGCUAAGGAGCCUCUACAUAGCAACUGCGUGGAGUUACCGUGGGAUGAAGAUGCAGAGCUGCAAAGCACCGAUACAGCCAAUGAGCAUGACGAGCCAGCUGUCAGCAUUGGAGACAAGGAUCAAUCCUUAGAAAUACAGCAGCAGCAGCAACAACUAUUUCAGCAGCAGCAACAAAUGUCCAUGCAGCUGCAGCACCAACACCAACAGAAUCAGCACAUCCAGCAGCAGAAUGAGCAACAAAUGCAGCAACAGCAGCAGAUGCUUAGUCAGCAUCACCAGCAACAGCAGCAGCACCUGCAGGAUCAGCAGCUAUGCCAACAGCAGCAGCUUUUUCAGUUGCAGCAAGAGCAGCAUCAGCAACAGAGUCUCCAGCAGCAGCAGCAGCAUGCUUUUUCCCCAGUGUGCAUGAACCAACAACCCUCAAACACCACCUUCCAGCAAGCAUCCGCCCAGAGCAGUACUCAACCUGUGGUACCAGACCAGGUGGCUCCUACUUACACACAGCCCAUGCCAUCAAGCCACCUUCAAAUGGUACAAGGACACCCCGACAUUGUGGCUGGAAUGCAAGCUCAAAUGAUGGCUCAAGCCCAUUUACAAAUGGUCAUGCAAGGUCAUUACAUGCCAAUGAAUCCUGCCCAAACACAAGGACAAGUCGCUAACCUGGCCCAGGCGUCUUCCACCGAUGGCCAAGUGAUGCCUGAUGAAGCCUCACGGAGUUCAGAUGGGCAGGUCGCUGAUCCAAAUGAGACGGAGGCCGGGAUUAAGCGCAGGAACAAAAAGCGCAGAGAUCCCAGCUUCUACGCCAAUUUCUACAGCAGUGAUCCUGGUCAAUAUAAUCCUGGUCAAUUUAAUAGAACAGAGAUCGCGUAUUAUGCAGAUAAUGAAAGCAGUGGUAGCAGCAGUGGUGCUUCUAGUGAAGUAACUGGCGGCGGCAGUGGUGGAACAGAACUUGGGGUUGGAAGGGGUGGGAUUGAACUUAGCGAAAUGCAGCACAAGUUGGACUGCACACCAAAAGAGGACCUAAAGGCAUCUCAACUUGAAAAUCUAUUCACUGGAACCAGUGUGCAACAGGAAGAACCAUUUGCCAAUAACAACAAGAACGUUGAUUUGUAUACACAUCAUGCACCUGAAAGAACUAGACCACCUUUAACCAAAGAAGACCAUCAAAGUGUAGUUUGUAACAACCUCUCCACCGCCCAAAUGCCUAACAACUCUUCUCCAUCCCAAACGCAGUACACACCAAUUGCAGUGUCAGAACCGAGUGCAAUCCAGACCCAGACUGUGUCACCGAAAAUCAAACAGCACGUUGUGGAAUACCCAAGAACUAAAGCGAGCGUGGAUAAUGUCAAUCCACAUGGUUUAUCGUUUGGUGUGGAUCCACUAUUACCUGUUGAUCCGCAACAACAGCAGGAAGCCAAACCACUGUCUGUAGAACCAAAUGUGGCGAAGGAGCCCAAACAGGAAGAGUCCACAGUUAGAGACCCUGAUCACAACGAAGACGCUGCAGCAGCUCCCGCUCAGCAGCCAACUCCUGAAGAACACAAACAGGAAGUUGCCGUUGCUGUGGUCACCCCGAUUGCAGCAGACCAAAACGAGGUGCCACUGCAGCCCGAAGAAGGAGCUAAGACACCCCCCGACACGACCCAAGCUGCAUUGCCCCCACCGCCUAAACCAAGCAGUUGGGCAAGUCUGUUCAAAUCAGCCGGUUCGGUCUCGGCACCGCCAACUCCAGCUGCAUUAGUCUCUGCACCAGUAGAACCUACUCAGACUGAACCAAAGGUUGUCCCACAGUCUGAUACAGACGAUAAGACACCUGUGUCUGUGGAUAAAGAUCCUCGGGCCAAGGAGUUAGGAGGUGUUUUGAGUCAUGUUGUACUCAAUCAUCGAGUCAUGAACCUCCAGCCACGUGGACUUAAAAACAUUGGCAAUUGGUGCUACGUCAACAGCAUUUUACAAGCAUUGCUAGCCUGUCCUCCAUUCUACAAUCUGAUGAAGCAUGUGCCUUUCUUCCCGAUGCAGCGAGGGCCAAGCUCAUCCCCCAUGCUGGACGCCAUGGUGGAGUUUGCCAGUAAGUUUUCCGAGCAACCAAACCGCAACAUACAAAAGAAAGGAACCAUCGAUGUGAAAACUGGAAUUCCCUUUGAGCCAAGCGUUGUGUAUCAGAUGUUGAGUGUGGCCCAAACGUCCAUGUCUGUUAAGCAAGGACGACAGGAAGAUGCUGAGGAGUUUCUUGGCUGCUUGUUGAACGGCCUUCAUGAAGAGAUGCUAGCCCUUAUGAAGUUUUAUGCUCCUGCCAAAUAUGAGGACCCCAAUGUGCAGGCGACAGUCAAGACCAAUGGCCUACCAGAGCAGACAAACCACACCAAGGUGGAAGAAGAAGAAGGGGAAGAUGAAGCUGAUGAAUGGGAGCAGGUCGGACCACGUAAUAAGAGCAGCAUCACUAGGGUGGCCCAUUUCAAUCGGUCUCCGUUGUAUGACAUCUUUGGAGGUCAAAUGAGGUCAGCUCUUCACCAGCAAGGCUCCAAAGAGUCUGCUACCCUGCAGCCAUUCUUCACUUUGCAGCUUGAUAUACAGUCGGACAAGAUAUGGACGGUGCGUGAAGCUAUUGAAAAUCUUGGAAGCAAAGAAGCUCUGCACGGAUUCACAUGCAACAAAACCAAACAAGAGGUGGAGGCAUCUCGCCGAAUCAGUCUGGAAGAGCUUCCCCCUGUACUGACACUUCACCUCAAGCGGUUUGUGUACGACAAAUCAGGAGGAUGUCAGAAAGUGAUGAAGAAACUUGACUACGGUGUGGACUUGGAGAUUAACAGGGACUUGCUGUCUCCGAAUAUCAAGUCAAAGGUGUACAUUGGCCAGCGGACUUAUAAAUUAUUUGCCGUGGUGUACCAUACAGGUAAGGAGGCCUCUGGAGGCCAUUACAUCACAGACGUCUUCCACGCCGGCAGCAACAGCUGGCUACGUCUUGACGACAGCAUCGUCAAGCCAGUACGCGUUACCCAUGUCAUCAAACCGCUGCAGGCAUACACGCCGUAUUUGCUCUUUUACAGAAGACGGGAUCUGAUCUAAGAGGAUACCGAUCUAAGAGGAUACCGAUCUAAGAGGUGAGAGUCUCAAACAAGAUGGAUCAAGGCAUCUUUGAUUUACUUAUAUAAGAUUUACAUGUAGGGACAACGAAGGUUGUAGUUCUCAUUUUUAUAUGAAAGGAAUUUGGCUGUGUAAUUUAAAAGUGAAAGCAUUGCUCUAAUAUGAUCAGGUUUGGUAUUGAUUCUUGUUACAUUCACACGUGGGGUGGUUUUUUUUGGUGGGGGGGGGGGGGGGGGCGGUAUUUUGUAUGCUAUUGGCUAUUGUUUUAGUAAAUUGAUGCCAAGCAAAAAAAAAAAAAAGACAAAAAGAGCUUUAUUUCAGAGAAAGAAAAUUUAUUUUAUUUUGUAUCUUUUGAAGAUUUGAUAUACACACUGUAUGGUGUCAGAAACUUUGUUCGUUAAGGGGCGAACCAAAUUUCCCCUGGGAAAUGGAUCUGAAAGGAUCUGUUAGUACUCGAGCGGGUAUACACAUGUAAUUUAUUUGUGCAUUGUUCUGUGACGUAUCAUGGCCAAGUGGUUUAGUGAAUGCAUCGGACUAAAAUUCUGGUGAUUAGGUUAUUUGGGUGUUGAUUUGAAUCCCGCUCAUGAAAUGAGGUCCUUGAACAAGACACUUUUAAGCGUCCCUUCUCUUCACCCAGGGGUCAACUGGUACCCGUACGGGCAGAGGUGGUUCUUGUGAUUGAUUUAGCCGAGGUGGUUUGAUGAAUGAGUUAGUUUGCUCAGUGACCAGGGGUUGUAAUGUUGGGAGCGUCAUGAGCGUCAAUGAGUGACAGAUUUGAGCGCUAUAUAAAAACCAUUACUAUUAAAGCCAAGCUGACAAAGAUCAUAUAGUGGUUGACAACAACACACAAACAAACAAAUAAACAAUCAAAGGUUACUUUUAUGCAAUAGUCCAAUUGUUCCAUUUCUCCAGAUUUCAGUAAACACCAAAGACAGUUGGCGAAUGAAAAUUAUUUACAUUUUAUUCUGAGGCUAUUGAGAAAAUAACAUUAUGUUUUGAUGAGACUUUAUGCAUGUCUUUAUUAUGUUCUGUUGUUUUGAUUCGUCUGAUCAAACAACAUUUAUCCAAGGUUUAUUUUCUUGUACAUAAAAGUGUUUAAAUGGGAAAGCAAUUGGAUCCUGGUGCAAAUUUUCCAAAAAUUAUUCAAAUUAGUUUUUGUUGUUGAUGUAUCAUGCCUGGAUUUCAACUUCCAAAACCCACUUUGGAACUAAUUUACACCAUUUAACUAAUUAUUUCGCAUUUUUAAGUGCCUGCUUAUGACAUCUACAUGUAUGUUGGUUACUCCAGAAAAAUUCUUCCUGUAUUCAGUUAAAUGUUAUGCAUAUUGGGAAUUGUUAUUAACAAGUAGUACUUAGCUUGUAAAAAGAAAAAAAAAAACCAACAUUUAUUUGGAGGUAUUUUGGAUGUUAAAUUUGCAUCUGUGUG